AUGGAGUUCCCGUUCGAUGUGGACACCUUGUUCCCGGAGCCGAUUACCGUACUGGACCAACACCUGCGUACUCCGGCCCGUCGAACCGGAACCACAACCUCGGCUCGUGUUAAUCUCCAGCAGCAAAUUAUGACUAUUGUGGAUGAACUGGGAAAGGCAUCAGCCAAGGCGCAGCAUCUUACUGGUCCCAUCACCAGUGCUUCAAGAAUGCAGAGUAACCGACAUGUUAUGUAUGUGCUCAAGGACACCUCAGCCCGCCCGGCUGGAAAAGGAGCUAUUAUUGGCUUUCUGAAAGUUGGAUAUAAGAAACUAUUUGUACUGGAUGAUCGUGGGGCUCAUAAUGAGGUAGAGCCACUUUGCAUACUGGACUUUUAUAUCCAUGAAUCACUGCAACGCCACGGCCAUGGGCUGAAACUUUUUCAGUAUAUGUUAGAGAAGGAAAGGGUUGAACCACACCAACUGGCUAUUGAUCGGCCCUCAGAGAAGCUGUUGCAAUUCUUGAAUAAACACUACAACCUGGAGACCACAGUACCACAGGUGAACAACUUUGUGAUCUUUGAAGGCUUUUUCGCCCACCAACACCGGCCCCCUGCUUCCUCCCUGAGGGCGACUCGAUGCUCUCGUGCUGCCUUGGUCGAUAACACACCCAAUGCUCCAGCCAGAAAACUGCUCCCUAAGAAAGCAGAAGGAGAGAUUAAACCAUAUUCUUCUAGUGAUCGAGAAUUUUUGAAGGUGGCUGUAGAGCCUCCAUGGCCCUUGAACAGGGCCCCCCGUCGUGCUACGGCCCCAGCCCGACCACCCCCACGGUCCAGCAGCCUGGGCAAUUCUCCAGAUCGGGGCCCCCUCCGUCCCUUUGUGCCAGAGCAAGAGCUGCUACGGUCUCUUCGACUUUGCCCCCCACACCCUACUGCCCGCCUCCUACUUGCAACUGACCCUGGAGGCAGCCCAGCCCAACGAAGGCGUACCAGGGAAGGAACCCCAGGAUUGGUGGCCCAGAAUUGCAGCUACAGUCGAUAUGGGGAGCCAUCCUCAGCUCCCAAAACAGGCAACCAAGAACAGAGGAAGAGGGGACAGGAAACAGAGAGUAGGUGUACCAACAGGGGGCAGCAGGUUGUGUCAGGGAAGCCAGAUGGGGAGGGGCCUGGGUCCUCCACUUCUCCACAGGCCCAGCAACCCCCCGUUCCAUUCUGGAGACUGGGGGAGCCCAUGGUCAACGCAAAGUUCAUUCGAUACCUGUACGAGAACCGAAACACCAGGCCAUGGUGACCAGGAACCCCCGGCUCAUCCUUCCAGGGCUAAGCUCCAAGACUGGAAAUACCCCCAUGGAGAAAUACAGAGCCCCAGCC
Molecule: messenger RNA, 1346 nt
Organism: Gracilinanus agilis (Agile Gracile Mouse Opossum)
Lineage: Eukaryota; Metazoa; Chordata; Mammalia; Didelphimorphia; Didelphidae
Gene: ATAT1
Product: alpha tubulin acetyltransferase 1
Exons: 13
Coding region: 1-1266 (421 amino acids)
Biological process (GO): alpha-tubulin acetylation
Cellular component (GO): microtubule
Molecular function (GO): tubulin N-acetyltransferase activity
Source: RefSeq, a predicted model, not a curated record